GCCAGUCUGGAGCGUUGUAACAGUUUCUAAAGUUCCUCUGUGUAGAAAAUAAAGGUUUUAACCCCACGAACCGGAUAAUACAGCUCUCUACAGUUCAUCUUUCAGCCCAAGCAGCUAACAGCAGCAGUUUAGAGCAGCCGUCACGGAGUCACUGCUGGGAUUUCAUUAAAAACAGAGCUGUAUAUUGUCAUAUUUGUACGAUGCAGGAUACAACUUGACACAGGAUUGUCACAGACCCGCCGGAUACAGAUGUAUGUCCUCUGGGUCAGUUCCCCUGUGGGAAUCUAUCGAUAUGUUUGCCGCAGCUCAAACACUGCAACGGCCAGCAAGACUGCCCCAAUGGUGCGGACGAGGAGAACUGUGUGGAUAACAGUGGGUGGCCUCACCUGUUUGAUGCCUUCAUGAAGACCAGAGUUCAGGAACCAGAAGAAUGCAUGCUGGAUGUGUAUCCUGAGGUGUGUUUCUGCGCGGGUUGGAAGGUCAACUGUAAUGGCAAAAAUCUCCAGCAGGUUCCUGCCGUGUCCUGCAACGUUACUGCACUAGAGCUGAACAGUAAUGGUCUGGUUUCUCUUCCCGCGGAUCUGUUCAUCCGCUACAGACGGCUGGAGAGACUGCAUCUGGAGAAUAACAGAAUAGAGCUGAUCUCAAAGAGAGCGUUCUCCGGCCUCUUUUCACUGAGAAAGCUAUUUCUCAGUCAGAACAGAAUUUCCUCUCUGAAAGCUGGAAUCUUCACUGAUCUCAGCAGUCUGGAGUGGCUGAUACUGGAUGAGAACAGAAUCACGUCUCUCCGACAGAAGUCUUUUGAAGGUCUGAAGUCUUUAUUCUUCCUGUCUCUACUGAAUAAUUCUGUGGAGCAGUUACCCAAAACAUCGCUCUGCUAUGAGAUGCCCCGCCUAAACUGGCUAGAGCUGGAAGGUAACAGGAUUUCUUCUUUAUGGUCAUCCAGUUUCAAAAACUGCACUUCUCUCACAGUACUAGCUUUGAGGAGGAAUCGCAUCAGUACUAUUGAGGAUGGCACAUUCUCCAACAUGCAUCGCUUGAUAGACCUGGAUCUGUCCGUCAACCAGAUUAUGGAUCUUCCUCCGUCUCUGUUCCAAAGCCUUCAGAACCUCAAGCAGCUGAACAUCUCCAACAACCCGUUGACGCAUGUCUAUGAGAACCAAUUCGACAGCUUUGUCAACCUGCAGUCUCUGAGCAUGGAGGAGGUGGAGAUUCCAAACAUCAGCAUCCGAAUGUUCCGCACCCUCAGCAACCUCUCCCACAUUUAUUUCAAGCGUUUCGAGUACUGUGGCUACUCCCCGAACGUGCGGAGCUGCAAGCCCAACACUGACGGCAUCUCUUCCUUCGAGAACCUGCUGGCCAACAUCAUUCUGCGGGUGUUCGUCUGGGUGGUGGCGUUCAUUAUCUGCUUUGGAAACGUGUUUGUGAUCUGCCUGCGCUCCUGCAUCGCCUCUGAGAACCAGCACCACACGAUGGCCAUCAAAUCCCUCUGCUGUGCAGACUGUUUGAUGGGCGUGUAUCUCUUCUUCAUCGGCGCCUUCGACAUCAAGUACUGUGGAGAGUACAACCGCCAUGCCCAGAUCUGGAUGGAGAGCCUCUCCUGCCAGCUGAUUGGCUCUCUGGCAAUGCUGUCCACAGAGGUUUCAGUGAUGAUGCUGACGUACAUGACACUGGAGAAGUACCUGUGCAUCGUGUUCCCCUUCCAGCAUUACCGGCCAGGCCGAAAGCGCACCCUCUGUUCCCUGACCUCAAUUUGGGCCCUGGGUUUCAUCCUGGCACUCAUUCCUUUUUGUGACAAGCAGACAUUUGGAAAUUUCUACGGCCGGAAUGGAGUGUGUUUUCCCCUUCACUCAGACCAGGCAGAGAAACCCGGAGCACAGUGCUACUCUACAGGAAUAUUCCUGGGUCUGAAUCUCUUUGCCUUCGUGCUGAUUGUUUUCUCCUACACCAGCAUGUUCUACUCUGUACAGAAAACAGCCAAAUCAGCCAGGCAAAUGGCCUUCGACCACGAGGUCGCCAUCGCCAAGCGCUUCUUCUUCAUCGUCUUCACUGACGCCAUGUGCUGGAUGCCCAUCUUCCUCCUUAAGAUCCUCUCCCUCCUCCGAGUUCAGAUUGCGGGUACUAUAAUCCUGUGGGUGGUGAUCUUCAUUUUGCCUAUAAACAGCGCCUUGAACCCCAUCCUCUACACCAUCACCACCAGCACCUUCCAGGAGAAGAUCAAAAUGUGCCUGCGCUUCCGAUGCACAGAAAACAACUGACACACAAACACCAAAUUCACAAUGUUACACAUAC
Messenger RNA from Astyanax mexicanus (Mexican tetra), 2292 nucleotides. It is a transcript of the gene rxfp2l, whose product is annotated as relaxin family peptide receptor 2, like. Bases 402 to 2258 code for a protein of 618 amino acids. Gene Ontology annotation, molecular function: protein binding; G protein-coupled receptor activity. Lineage: Eukaryota; Metazoa; Chordata; Actinopteri; Characiformes; Acestrorhamphidae. Gene Ontology annotation, biological process: G protein-coupled receptor signaling pathway. Gene Ontology annotation, cellular component: membrane. The record is from RefSeq and is a predicted model, not a curated record. The transcript is spliced from 19 exons.